Messenger RNA from Colletotrichum truncatum, 1005 nucleotides. NCBI's taxonomy places the organism in Eukaryota, Fungi, Ascomycota, Sordariomycetes, Glomerellales, Glomerellaceae. The record is from RefSeq and is a predicted model, not a curated record.
AUGGCUCCAUCAGCGGCACUGCUACAACACCUGCAAAGCGUUGUCCCCCAGGAUGAACGCAGGUCUCUUCGUGAUGAAGUGAUCCCAUCAAUUCUGGAAGCAAUCACGGGCGUUGCCAAGACGCUUCAAGUCUCCCAACACGUUUCUCUGGCCGGUACAGCCAACGCGUUCGGUGACGACCAGCUCAACGUCGACGUCGCUUCUGAGAACGUUAUACGUGACGCAAUCGCGAAAUGCCCUUCGAUUUAUACCGCUAGCAGUGAGGAAGAUCCGGUGGAGAAGCCCGCUAGACCAUUCACGAAUGGCAACACAAACGGCAUCUCCACAUCUUCGGAAGAAUAUACCAUUGCUUUUGACCCCUUGGACGGCAGCUCGAUUAUUGCCCCCAACUGGACUGUCGGAACGAUCGUUGGAAUCUGGGAUGGAAGAACCGCGGUCGGGCAGUCGCCGGCGGAGAGGCAGAUCGCAGCCAUCAUGGGCGUCAUCGGACCUCGGACUACCGCAAUUGUGGCGCUUCGCAUUCCAGGCCAUGACUCAGCUUGUUUUGAAGUCGGGUUUGGUGCAAAUGGCAUUGCUGACUGCGAAAUUAUCCGCGCGGUUGUGAAGCUGGCCGAGGGUCCUUUUAAGACGAGGUACUUUGCACCGGCGAACCUGCGUCAUGCGGCGGACGACGAGAAGUACAGUGCUCUCAUCACCCGUUUCAUCCAGAAGAAGUACACUUUGAGAUACUGUGGUGGCCUCGUCCCUGAUAUUGUUCAUGCGCUGGUCAAGGGCCAUGGUGUGUACGUCUCCCCAGUGUCUCCGGGCACAUUGGCCAAGCUCAGAUUCCUGUACGAGCUCUACCCGAUCGCUUUGAUUAUGGAAUGCGCUGGUGGAAAAGCAGUCGACCCGGAAGAUGGAAAGCGAAUUUUGGAAAAGAUUUCAGUUGAUUGUGACGGACGCGCGGGUCUCAUUUGCGGAACCGUGGAAGAGGUAGAUAUCGUCAUAAACGCUUUACUUGGAUAA